Messenger RNA from Haliotis rubra (blacklip abalone), 2487 nucleotides. RefSeq names its product zinc transporter ZIP4-like. NCBI's taxonomy places the organism in Eukaryota, Metazoa, Mollusca, Gastropoda, Lepetellida, Haliotidae. The transcript is spliced from 14 exons. The record is from RefSeq and is a predicted model, not a curated record. The coding region runs from base 588 to 1592 and encodes 334 amino acids. Gene Ontology annotation, molecular function: zinc ion transmembrane transporter activity. Gene Ontology annotation, cellular component: membrane. Gene Ontology annotation, biological process: intracellular zinc ion homeostasis; zinc ion import across plasma membrane.
AAGGGAGCAGCAGACCACAAAGGGGAGACGAACCACAUGGAGGUCGACCACCACGGCCACAACCACGGCCAUGAAGGGGACAACCACGGCCAUGAAGGGGACAACCACGAAGAAAACGUUCAAAUAAUUGAUGCCGUGUCUUGACCCGGACCUGUCUCCUACCAGGAGGAAGUGUAUACCCAUUGAAGGGACAGGACUCUACAGAUGUCACCUCCUUCAUCGUAUACCAUGUUCUUGGAGGAUCACCGAUCAAGGAGAAGUGUCGCCUUCUUCCUUCUCGAAGCAACAUCCUCGACGACCUGUUCUCCCGCCUCAGCGCCAUCAACAACACCCUCACAAACACAGAGCUGAGUGCACUGCUGGCCCAGCUGAAGCUCACCGGUACCAAGCAGGAAGAUGACCACACUGGACACGACCACAGAAGGAGGAGGAGUGUCGACAUCGUUCCACGUGUGAAGCGACAGACGCACGACGGUCACAACCACGGCGCCGUCACGGUCCCUAAAGAGUGCUACUCUGUCGGUGAGAUCAAGGCCAUCCAUGGUCUGGGUCAUGAUGAUGGCAUCACUAAGACCAAGUUUGUGGAGAUGUCUCCUACCCUGGUAUACAUGCAGGUGGCAGGGUCGUGUGUCCCCACCACCAACACCACAACGUCACUCACUCCAACCAUGGCAGAACGGUACGGAUACGGAUCCCUGGCAACGCUGAUCAUCUGUCUGUGCGCUGUACUGGGCGCUAUCGUUUUCCCCUUCCCCAAGGGCCUCUGCUACUCGGCGUUCAUGGCCGUCUUCCUGGGGCUUGCUGUCGGCACACUUUUCACAGACGCUAUCUUGCAUCUUAUACCUCAGGCACUCGGUCUUCACAACCAUGGAGAAGGCGAAGACGCGCAUGCGCACGCCGAGACAUCCGGUCCAGUGAUAGAGGAAUACACGUGGUAUGCAGUAGUUAUAGCUGCAGGUACAUACGGGUUCUACUUGAUUGAGGCUGUGAUGACGAUCCUCAGCUCGGGGCGUGGUCACUCUCACGGGAACUCGUCUGUUGAGCUCGGGGGGUUGGACGGUUCCGGAUACGUCACAAAACAGUCUGGUGGCUUGGUCAUGGAAGAGAAGGAGAAAAAGUCGGAAUUCUCGACACUUGCCUUUAUGGUGAUAGUGGGGGACGCAAUUCACAACUUCGCCGACGGUCUGGCUGUAGGUGCCGCCUUCAGCCUGAGCGUCACUAGCGGCAUCACCACGAGCAUCGCCGUGUUCUGCCACGAACUGCCGCACGAGCUGGGCGACUUCGCGGUGCUGAUGACGAGCGGGAUGUCGUUCACGAGGGCGCUGUGUUGGAACUUCGUGUCUGCCCUGACGGCGUUUAUAGGACUCUACAUUGGACUCUCAAUCUCCACAGACCCGUUGGUCCGACGGUGGAUAUUUGCCGUCACUGCGGGGAUGUUCAUCUACAUCGCCCUAGUCGACCUGUUGCCGUCUCUUAUCAACACCGUCACCACACACCGGAAGUUGUUGUUUGUCAUGCACAACAUUGGGAUACUGACUGGUUUCCUCGUCAUGCUGCUCAUCGCCAUGUAUGAAGAGAAGAUCACUGUCUGAGAGAUUGGAUCUGGAGUGUUGAUGUUGUGUCAUGUUGUGCUGCCCUCGCACUAUACUAGUAUUCACCGACUUGAGACUGCAGCGAGGGGAGACAACUCCCGGUGAACAACGUCACUGUGUUUUAGAGAACCAUUGCCAUCAGCAAUUCUAAAGGUCUACUGGCUGUCCUAGAAAAUGGUUUAACCUGUCAUAUUAAACAGAAAUGGCGCUUUCUGAUUGCUGGAAAAGGACAUUAUAUACUGGAACAAAAAAGAUACGAAUCAGGAAAGUUUUUGUUUGGUCUCUCUUAUGAAAUUCUGCGUUCAGUCUUCUCCACAUAAAUAUAUCCAAACAACGAUGUCACGAUUCACGACAUUUUUUGUUUAGUUUUAGACCUAGUUUUGGGAUCACCAUGAUAGCAUGGCUAACACCGGAACAUACACAACUCACCUGCUACUGUUUGAUUUCCUAACGUUAGUUACUGUUCCACGGUUGUAUGUACAUAUAUAUUAUUGCUGCAAUAUAGCUGGACCUUUCUGCCACAUAUAUCUCUUGUACAUGAUGUACUGACAAAUGUCUUCCUGUUGUCCCGAAUGCAUAAUACAUUACGUCAUGCAUACACCAAAGUGCUAGGAUUCUACGUUGUCCAUCGUUAUCCAGUCUUUGAUCCGACCAAACCACAAACACCGGUGUGUUUAGAGUAGCGGACUAUCGUAAAGAAGUCUCCAUACACUUCCUAUUUACAUAACCGCAUCGUGUGAUAAUGACUGCUGGACACCACCUUGAGGUGUUUUAAUGUGUAUAUAUGAUAUAUAACCAUAACUAAUUAAUGAUGCAAAUUGCUGUUUUAUGUGUUUACUCUUUGUGUAUAUUUUGAACUAUUUUUUCUCAAUAAACAAGUUUUUAGUCAAAAAGA